This is a messenger RNA of Morchella sextelata, 1206 nucleotides long. RefSeq lists its product as uncharacterized. The coding region runs from base 1 to 1206 and encodes 401 amino acids. Lineage: Eukaryota; Fungi; Ascomycota; Pezizomycetes; Pezizales; Morchellaceae. The record is from RefSeq and is a predicted model, not a curated record. The transcript is spliced from 7 exons. Gene Ontology annotation, biological process: lipid metabolic process. Gene Ontology annotation, molecular function: phosphoric diester hydrolase activity.
AUGCUUAAGUCAUGGCUGCUCAUUUGCUGCCACGGCUUUUUGACUGCCCUUGCCCAAGGCAGCUUGGAAGCCACAGCUACAGAUUAUUCUUUCUCAACAAGCUUAUUAACAACAAAAACGGCGGCGACGGGCCGUGCAACUACACCAGCGAGCAGUACUUUCCUAGACACUUCCGCAUCAGAAACACUACUUCGUGGUACUUAUGAUGGGAAAGAUGAGACGACAACAUCCUCUACAAGGUCAAAUGGGACUUUGACGUUGGCGACCUCAACUUCGGCACUAGGAACAUUAACAACAACUACACUUCCCACAAAUACCCAACCUUGCAAUCUUUAUGUCGAAUUUUGUACCCGCCUGUACAGUAACGUCACUUAUAUCGGAACCCACAACUCCCCAUUUGUACGCCAAAGUAAUGCGGCUGCCAAUCAGGAGUUGGACGUGGAGACACAACUCAACGACGGAAUUCGAAUGCUCCAGGGACAAACCCAUAUGGUCAACAAUACCCUAUAUUAUUGCCAUACGAGCUGUGAUAUCCUUAACGCUGGAACGGUUGAAGACUACCUCACUAAGGUUGCAAAAUGGAUCAAACGAAAUCCCUUUGAAGUUGUCACAAUUCUUAUAGGCAAUGGAGACUUCGUCGACAUUGGCAAUUAUACUGAUCCUCUGGUCAAUUCUGGGCUGGCAGAUAUUGCAUACGUGCCACCAAAACGAAACAUUAGGUACAAUCAGUGGCCAACUCUCUCAGAGUUGAUUUUGACAGGUAAACGCGCUAUCGUAUUUAUGGAUUACAAAGCAGACGAGGGUAUCGUUCCGUAUAUUUUGGACGAAUUCAGUUACAUGUGGGAGACGCCAUUUUCUCAAACCGACGCAGCGUUCCCUUGCACUAUCGAAAGGCCUCCAGACCAGCCUAGAAACGACACCGAGGGAAAGCUUUACAUGGCGAAUCACAACCUCAAUGUCGAGUUUUCUUUCGCUGGUCAAUCAUUGUUAGUGCCAAACACUGUGGCUAUUAAUUCUACGAACGCAGUAGACGGGCCAGGGUCCUUGGGCUUACAGGCGAAUCAAUGCAGAGGGCUUUGGGAACGCUACCCAAAUUUUUUACUAGUCGAUUUCUAUGAGGCGGGAAAUGGAUCUGUAUUCGAGGUUGCGGCAAUGGCAAAUAAUUACCUCAAGCAUUGGGGCAUAAAUUAUUUCAUUGCAUUCUAA